This is a messenger RNA of Fusarium musae, 1416 nucleotides long. RefSeq lists its product as uncharacterized. Lineage: Eukaryota; Fungi; Ascomycota; Sordariomycetes; Hypocreales; Nectriaceae. Gene Ontology annotation, molecular function: antiporter activity; xenobiotic transmembrane transporter activity. The transcript has 2 exons. The record is from RefSeq and is a predicted model, not a curated record. Gene Ontology annotation, biological process: xenobiotic detoxification by transmembrane export across the plasma membrane. Bases 1 to 1416 code for a protein of 471 amino acids. Gene Ontology annotation, cellular component: membrane.
AUGUCCCCUCAGUCUCAAACUCGUCGCCCUCACUUCGAGUCCUUCCCAGACGAAGAGACUCCCCUCAUCCAACCUAUCCAAGACCCGUCAAUCGAACCCAAGAGUCACUCACCAUGGCUCACCGAAACUGUCAUCCUCGUGAAAGCCUCUGUGCCAGUCAUAUUGGCCUACAUGCUCCAAAACAGUCUUCAAACCAUCUCUAUUCUCAUGGUUGGCCGUCUCUCCCCCGAAUCUCUUGCGACCGCUGCGUUCUCCUACAUGUUCGCCAUGGCAACAGCCUGGCUCAUUGCUCUUGGCGGGACAACUGCCCUCGAUACCCUCGGCUCGAGUACCUAUACAAGCUCCAAGAAUAAACACGAUCUGGGAAUACUGCUGCAGAGAGGCUUGUUUGUCUUGACUGGCUUCUAUGCAGUGGUUGCUGUCAUCUGGUGCUUCUCAGGAUACAUUUUCCGGGCCCUUGGACAAGAGGACUUCAUCUGUGUUCAGGGACCCAAGUUCUUGCAGUUGUUGAUUCCUGGUGGCCUUGGUUACGUAUGGUUUGAGGCGAUGAAGAAGUUCCUUCAGGCCCAAGGCAUUUACCGACCGGGUACCUAUGCACUACUCGUCACUUCUCCCCUUAAUGCUUUGCUCAACUACAUCUUCAUCUACCCUCUCGGCUUCGGUCUCUACGGAUCACCCAUAGCUACUGGUAUCUCGUACUGGCUAUCCUUCUUCAUCUUGGUAGGCUAUGCCACCUUCGUGAAGGGGGGCGAAUGCUGGGGCGGACUUGAGCCACGACGAGCUCUUCAACAUCUCGGUCCCUUUGCAAAGCUUGCUUUCCUCGGUGUCAUUCACGUUGGUACAGAGUGGUGGGCCUUUGAGAUUGUUGCUCUUGCAGCUGGCCGCCUUGGAACAAUCCCUCUAGCUGCCCAGUCUGUUGUCAUGACCUUGGAUCAAAUCAUCAACACUAUUCCUUUCGGUCUCGGAGUUGCUGCAUCUUCUAGAUUGGGCAAUCUCUUGGGCUUGGGAGAUCCUAUGCAGGCAAGACGCUGUGCCCACGCUGCAGCACUGCUAUCUGUGUUCUUCGGGACUGUCAUCCUUGCGAUCCUCAUGUCUACAAAGAGUGUCAUCGGCCGCUUGUUCAACGACGAUGAGGACGUCAUCUCACUUGUCGCUCAUAUCAUGCCUUAUGUCGCACUCUUUCAGAUAGCAGAUGGUCUAAAUGGAAGCUGUGGAGGAGCGCUGCGAGGUAUGGGCCGACAAUGGGUUGGGGCACUUGUCAAUUGUAUUAGCUACUAUGGAGGUGCUCUACCAGCGGGAAUUUGGCUUGCAUUCCACGGCUGGGGUCUUUCUGGACUUUGGGUUGGGCAAUGUGUCGCACUGUUUCUGAGGGCCGCAGACAGAAUUGAGAAUGGUGGCAUGGAGAUUGUACACUGA